This is a messenger RNA of Cavenderia fasciculata, 738 nucleotides long. RefSeq lists its product as uncharacterized. Bases 1 to 738 code for a protein of 245 amino acids. The transcript has 3 exons. The record is from RefSeq and is a predicted model, not a curated record. Gene Ontology annotation, molecular function: aminoacyl-tRNA deacylase activity. Lineage: Eukaryota; Evosea; Eumycetozoa; Acytosteliales; Cavenderiaceae.
AUGGGAGAUAAUGAAAGAUUGAAUCAAUUAAAGAAUAGACAAAAUGAUAUAUUGGAAAGAUUACAAGCGAUGGCUGACAAAGUUGCUGAUAUGUUGCCAAUACAAGAGAUAACUCCUAUUCAAAAGAGAAUAGAUGAUUAUGCAACAAACAUUUCAUUAAAACAUGAAAUGGCAAGAGUACCAAAGACAUAUUAUAGUUGGACAUUGGAAAAGAGAGCAGCAUAUUUAAAGGCACCAUCCAUUCACAAUCUAUGUAAAAGUAUUAUAGUAGAGAAUAUCAAUUGUGUCAAUCAAAAUACAGAUGAUCCUUUUAACAGUAGAUUCUAUUGUAUCAUCAUUCAAUAUACAACCAAAUUACAGAAUCAAAAGAUUCUAAAGUUUGUAAAAGGAUUGUCUACGGACAAUUCAUCCUUAUCAAAAGCAAACUAUCGAUUCACAAUGGCACAAUCAGAAGAUUCAAAUAGACUUACUGGAUUCGAAUACAAUGCUGUCUGUCCAAUUGGAACUGCCGUUCCCAUCCCAAUCAUCAUCUCUAACAAAAUACUUGAAUUACCAAAUCCAAUAGUUUGGUUAGGUGGAGGAGAAGUUGAUCUUAAAUUAGUUGUUGAUAUAAAUGAUUUUAAACAAUCAACUGAAUUAAAUACUGGAACUAAAGUAUUUGUUGCAGAUGUCGUUUAUGAUCAACAAUACAAUUCAAAUGAUGCAAAUGUUACCAAUAAUAAUAAUGAUGAAGAAUAA